This is a messenger RNA of Capronia coronata CBS 617.96, 780 nucleotides long. RefSeq lists its product as uncharacterized. The record is from RefSeq and is a predicted model, not a curated record. The coding region runs from base 1 to 780 and encodes 259 amino acids. Lineage: Eukaryota; Fungi; Ascomycota; Eurotiomycetes; Chaetothyriales; Herpotrichiellaceae. The transcript has a single exon. Gene Ontology annotation, cellular component: mitochondrion.
AUGGCCAAACUUGUCUCUCGACAACCACCCGCAACCUCGUCCUUCUUCACCUCCCUCCUCCGACCGUCAGUGUCAAUAUCACAAUCCUACAUCUGUACACCAUGCCGACGUAACCUGCACCGAGGCCUGCCCGAAAAUGGCCGCGUACCUCCUCCGACACCAUUCGUCCCUGAUGUUCCUACGUUCCUUACACUCAUUGGGCGCGAACUCUCGAAACACGCAAGCAAGAUCGAGUCCUGGGAGGAGCUUUUCACUUUGACAUCGCAAGAACUGAAGGCCCGAGGGAUCGAACCGCCCCGGAUACGACGGUAUUUGCUACGAUGGCGGGAGAAGUUCCGGAAAGGCGAUUUCGGCGUGGGGGGAGAUUUCCAGCACGUCAAGGACGGGGUCGCCGAAUUGAGAGUGGUGGAGGUCCCGAGUCUCAAGAAGGAUCCUGUAACAGGGGAGCCGGUUUCCGGCCCUGUCACGGUAGGCAGGACUCCUGGGAUGCAGAAACUGAUUGUCAACGUCCCGAAUGGGUCGACCACGUAUGCGCUACAACCUGGACAAACUACGGCGGAUUUGCGGAAACCCAAAGGGUUCAAGCUGAAGAAUGGUUAUAUCAUAAAGGGCAAGCAGGCCCAGCCUCUGAAAGGCACAUAUGGCAGCGGUGUCAUUGUGAAAGUGACAGAAGGACUCUGGGAGCAUAAACAGGGACACAAGAUUCACGGCGGUGAGAGGAGAAGGGCCGAAACAUUGCACAAACUGAGAGUGGAAGAGAACAAGAAGAAUGCAAGAUAA